Malaclemys terrapin pileata is the source of this 1909-nucleotide messenger RNA. RefSeq names its product UBX domain protein 6 (gene UBXN6). Gene Ontology annotation, cellular component: cytoplasm. The record is from RefSeq and is a predicted model, not a curated record. Lineage: Eukaryota; Metazoa; Chordata; Testudines; Emydidae. Gene Ontology annotation, molecular function: protein binding. The coding region runs from base 18 to 1337 and encodes 439 amino acids. The transcript is spliced from 11 exons.
CGGCCGGCGCCGCCGCUAUGCGGAAAUUCUUCCAAGACAUCAAAGCGGAUAUUAAAUUCAAAACAGCGGGGCCGGGCCAGAAGCUGGCGGAGCCGCCCAGGGAAAGGGCCCCCAAAGAAAAGCCAAAAGCGGCCCCCCCAAAGUCUCGCCAGGGGCCCACAGAUGAGGCCCAGAUGGCAGCAGCUGCAGCCUUGGCCCGGCUGGAGCAGAAGCCCAAGCCUUGGCUCCCUUCAUCCCAAGAUGCCAUCAAGAGUCAGGUGAAAAAGGAGCUUAUGGCUGAAGCAGCAGCAAGUGAGAGAGGACUCUCCACGGAUCACACGGGUUCUGUGUCUGCGGUUGAGGAAGAAACAGCUGGACUGUCAGUGUCAGGGGUCUAUUUCAUUUGCCCACUAACUGGGGCCACCGUAAGGAAAGACCAGAAGGAAGCACACAUAAAAGAGGCCAUCCUCUUGCAUUUCUCUAGUGACCCGGUGGCUGCCUCGAUCAUGGAGAUUCAGACCUUCAACAGGGACCGAGAGAAAGUGAAACUUGCAGUUGAGACCAUUGCCAAAUAUCUGGAUAAUAUCCAUCUCCAUCCAGAGGAGGAGAAGUACCGGAAAAUCAAACUGCAGAAUAAAGUGUUUCAGGAAAGGAUAAACUGUCUAGAAGGGACACACGAGUUUUUCCAGGCCAUUGGGUUUGAGAAGGAAAUGCUGCCUGUUCCAGGACAAGAGACCACAGAAGAGUACUAUGUGCUGAAGGAGGAGGUGUUGACUAAGCUGGAGGACCUCAAGGACUAUAAGGAGCAGCUGUUGAGCUCUGAGCCGGUGAAGGCCCAGUUGGAUCGCCAGCUCUGCGUAUUCAAACCCUCCCCGCAAGCUGCCCAGUUUGAGCUGCCCCAUGACUUCUACAACCUCACGGCAGAGGAGCUAAAACGGGAACAGCGGCUCCGGACGGAAGCAGUGGAGAAGGCGUCUAUGCUGAGGACAAAGGCUAUGCGGGAGAGAGAAGAACAAAGGGAAAUGCGGAAAUAUAACUACACGCUGCUACGAGUCCGUUUUCCCGAUGGAUACAUUCUGCAAGGGACAUUCUAUGCCCGGGAGCCAGUCUCUGUGCUCUACAGGUUUGUGAGAGAAGCACUGAAGGAUGAUUGGAUGCCCUUUGAGCUAGUUGCACCUGGAGGUCUUAAACUGACUGAAGAGAACGUGGCAUUCAAUGAGUGUGGGCUGGUGCCGUCUGCUCUCCUGACAUUUGCAUGGGAUGCAGCUGUCAUGGCAGACAUAAAAGCUUCAGGAGAAGAGCAGAAAGGAAGCCCCUUGAAACCAGAACUCCUUUCUGCUGUCCAGAUAUUGUCAUGAAAUAAACAGGAUUGGAUUCAGUGCGGUUGGUUCUAUUAUGUGCUGUUGCCUCCUACCCCUGCACUCAAGCAUGAAAAUGGAAGCUGCCUUAACUGUUGUUUGUCACAAACUUAAGGGAAGACUUCAGUUUUAGCUAGAGCACGAGGAGGCCAGAUUUCAGUAUGGUAAUGCACAAUGCAUUAUCACCUCCAGUUCAGAGAGGAGUGGCUAUAUAAUGAGACAUGAGGACUGUUUAAACAGAUUUAAAGUCUGAAGACAGUCUUGCCCAGAGAAAUCUUUAAAUGUGCUGCUUUUAUAACUUUUUACACUAAGUUCUUUUGGUUACUCUGUAUGUUUAAUCUCUUUUCUAGCUCGGCUAUAGAAAAUAAAAAUCCACCAUCUUGAACUGUAGCAAAGAGGAGGGCUGCAAGAUUCUCCCAGUAUUGAGUUUUGAUGGUGGCCAGGGCUAGUGUUACACUUUUCCUUAUGCUUCUAUUGUACAGAAAUUGUCGCUGAAUGAGACUUGUUUAAAACACUAAUUAUGUCAACUGCAACAAGUUAGUGUUAGCGUGAUUAAAUGGAAUAUUUGGAAA